AAUUGAUAUAAUCAGCCAAUCGGCGAAACUCCGGUAGAUUCUUAAUUGUUUCCCGAUGAGCUGCCUCUGCUAUUUCAAUCUGCCAGUAAAAUCGACAAUACCUCCCUCCACACAUCUUCACACAAUUGGGGAAAAGGCUACAAUUGUGCUCAAGCUGUGCAGAAACUUCCAUUUUUAGAGGCAGGAGAAAUAAGGCUUAGAAUCAUGUUAAUAGGUCUUUGUGGAGGUAAGUGAAUAUCCCAAGCUAAUUCACGUAUGAAGUAUAAAUCACCAACUUUACAAUAGGAAUAUGUGCUGGCAAGAGCACAAUAGCCCAAUAUCUCGUAGAGCACCAUGGCUUUACUCACCUUUACCUCCGACCAGAGCAGACCAACAAAAGCUCUAAAAGAAUAAGCAACGGCAACAGCAUCACAAACGGAGAAUCAGACAUUGAAGAAAACGGCAUAACCGUAAGCCGAAAACCAGUCCCUCAAUCGCAAUCCCAAUAUGCCUUCACCAGCACCGCCGAUCUCCUAGAGUUCGUAACCAAGCGCUGGCGCGAACGCUGGGUAACAACCAACAUCUACACGGAGACAAUCCUAGACGCGCUCCUCCGACGCCCAUUCUUCAUCCUCGUCAGCGUCGACGCCCCCGUUUCCAUCCGCUGGAAAAGAUUCCAAACACGACCCAACCCACCUUCUCCACCUCUAACCCUCGAAGACUUCCUCUUCCGCUCUGAUCAGCACCUCUAUGAUCCCCAACACGGCCUGCAAUCCCUCAUAUCCCGGGCUACCAUACGCCUACUAAACACUUCAUCCGAUCUCGCGCAUCUCUACGCUACCCUCGGAAAACUCGAUCUCACAAACGAGGAGCGUCUCCGACCAAGCUGGGAUCAAUAUUUUAUGCAACUAGCAUCCCUCGCCGCCCAGCGCAGCAACUGCAUGAAACGGCGCGUGGGAUGCGUUCUCGUCCGCGAAAAAAGAGUCAUCUCAACCGGUUACAACGGCACACCACGAGGCCUACUAAACUGCGGUGAAGGAGGUUGUGCCCGCUGUAACGAAGGACAAAGCUGCGGAGUAGGACUAGGCACAUGUCUCUGUCUGCACGCAGAAGAAAACGCACUAUUAGAAGCCGGUCGAGAACGAGUUCGAGAAAACGCUAUACUGUAUUGCGACACAUGUCCCUGUUUAACAUGCAGUAUCAAGAUUGUACAAGUAGGAAUAUCGGAAGUGGUCUAUAGUCAGGGAUAUAGUAUGGAUGCGGAAACAGCAGCUGUAUUUGGACAGGCGGGUGUUAAGUUAAGACAGUUUAUUCCGGUAUGUUGUGUUGUAACCUUCAUUUUCAAUCUAGAUAUCUCUAUCCUAAAGCAUAAGUUUACUUACUAACUAUCCUCUUUAUUUGCAGCCAGCGAACGGUUUAGUCCAUUUAGAAAAGCAGUCUUUAUAUUAGUAUUUUUUGAGCGAUGAUACCCAGGCCAAAGGUCAAACAUAUACAUAGAUACCUAACAUAAUAGAUAAAAAGCAUAGCAUAUCAUAUCAUAGCAUUGCAUAGUGAAUAAUAGAAAAGCCCAUAUACCGAAUUCCAU
Sclerotinia trifoliorum is the source of this 1564-nucleotide messenger RNA. NCBI's taxonomy places the organism in Eukaryota, Fungi, Ascomycota, Leotiomycetes, Helotiales, Sclerotiniaceae. The record is from the annotation of a GenBank genome assembly.